This is a messenger RNA of Epithele typhae, 1413 nucleotides long. Its product is annotated as cytochrome P450. Gene Ontology annotation, molecular function: heme binding; monooxygenase activity; iron ion binding. The record is from RefSeq and is a predicted model, not a curated record. Lineage: Eukaryota; Fungi; Basidiomycota; Agaricomycetes; Polyporales; Epitheliaceae. The transcript has 8 exons. Bases 1 to 1413 code for a protein of 470 amino acids.
AUGAGCCAGCCCGGUAUCUCCCUGCUUAACUGGUCGGGCGCGGUUCUGUGCAUCGCUGGUGUGAGUUAUGCUAUCUCUGCGGCGCGAUGGUACUCUCGCUCCCGCGGCCUUCCGCUUCCGCCUGGACCGAAGGGACUUCCCAUACUGGGCAACGUGUUCGAUCUCCCAAUGAGCUGGCCGUGGAUAGCCUAUCAACAGCUGGGCUUGGUGCACGGGGAUGUAAUACACUUUCGAGCGCUCGGUCAAUCUGUUAUCGUGCUCAACAGCGCAGCCGCAAUCUCAGAAUACCUCGACAAACACACUGCGAACACGGCAGACCGCGCACAGAGCCUGAUGGUCGAGCUCACGGGAAACGGCCACAACCUCGGACUGAUGCGGUACGGCCAGCGAUGGCGUGACCAUCGCCGAGUCUUCUGGCAGUAUUUCCACCGAGACGCCGCCAGGUCGUAUCAACAGACUCAACGCGCGGUCGCCCAUAUAUUCUUGGAGAAGCUGCUCGCUUCGCCGUUGCUUCUCGAGCAGCACAUUCGAUAUGCCUUCGCAGGAUCAGUCAUUCACGUCGCGUACGGCAUCGACUAUACAUCCGACGCCAGCGACAAGUACUCGGACGCAAUGCGGACUGCCAUAGUCUCGAUCGUCGACGGCCUGGUCCCCGGGAAAUUCAUGGUUCAAUACUUCCCUUUCCUUCGCCACCUGCCGUCAUGGCUUCCAGGAACAGGAUGGCAGAGGCAGCUCGCUCAGUGGCGCGAAGAAAACCACAGCGCUAUAACCAUGCCGUACGAGUAUGCACGCAACGAAAUGAACCAUCGGAAGGAUGUGAAUGAGUCCAUGGUUGGACGACACAUCAAUUCCCUCACGCGUGCGGGCGAUGUCUCCGCGCAGGACGAAGAGAUACUAAAGAAUACAAACCUUCUCUCACUGCAUGGCGGCUUUCUCGCGCUUUCGCUGUAUCCGGAGGUCGUCAAGAAAGCACAAGAAGAACUCGACGUCGUAGUAGGGCCCCACCGACUGCCCGCCUUCGACGACGAACCCUCUCUGGUGUACGUCAAGGCGGUCAUCAUGGAGAUCAUGCGUUGGCACAACGUCCUCCCACUGGGCGUGGCGCACGGAACGACGAACGACGACACCUGGCGAGGCUGGUUCAUCCCAGCCGGAACCCUCAUUCAGCCGAACGUCUGGGCAUGCAUGAACGAUCCCCAGAUGUUUCCCAACCCGCGCGAGUUCUGCCCGGAACGCUUCAUCAAGGACGGCGCUAUAGACACGCCCUCGUCGACCCCUUGGUGUUCGUCUUCGGGUACGGAAGGAGAGUUUGGCGGGGAGACACUUCGCCGCGCAGGCCUCUUCAUCAACAUCGCCUCCGUGCUCCACGUCUUCGACAUCUCCGGCCCGCUAGAUGCGAAUGGGAAGCGGUGA